Messenger RNA from Coccinella septempunctata (seven-spotted ladybird), 585 nucleotides. RefSeq lists its product as uncharacterized. NCBI's taxonomy places the organism in Eukaryota, Metazoa, Arthropoda, Insecta, Coleoptera, Coccinellidae. The record is from RefSeq and is a predicted model, not a curated record. Bases 1 to 585 code for a protein of 194 amino acids. The transcript is spliced from 2 exons.
AUGGCAGGAGCUUUGAAUCAAUUUUUGAAACAAUCUGAUGGGGCAAAAGCUUGCCAAAGUACUGUAUACCAAGGUUCUUCUGAAAGUACUUGUUCUUACAGAACAUUGGGAUUUUCUUUUCGGAUUGGAUUUUCAACUAUUGGAGAAAUCGGCAGAGAGUGUUGCGAGGUCAACUGGAAAACUCUUCAACCGAUUUACAUGCCAGAACCGAACAGAGACGAAUGGGAACAGAUCGCCAAGGAUUAUGAUGAGAAGUGGAAUUAUCUACACUGCAUGGGAGCAUUGGACGGCAAGCAUAUUCAAAUCCGAUGUUCAGCUGGUGCUGGUUCAUUGUACUACAACUACAAAGGAACAUAUUCCAUUGUUUUAUUGGAGUUGGUAGAUGCAAAUUACAAAUUCACGUUUGUCGACGUUGGAGCUUACCGCAAAAGCAGCGAUGGAGAAACUUUUGAGAAAUAUGAGAUGGGAAAAAGAUUCGAAACCAAAAAAUAUGGGAUUCCAAAAGACAAAGAGCUAUUACCAGCUCUGGAACAGAUUCCUAAUGUAAUUGUUGCAGAUGGGGCCUUCCUCGAACAACAUAUUUGA